AUGACCAGCCACAGCUUCCCUGCUGUGAGCUCCAGGCUCCAGAGCUCGCCAGUUGUCCUGGGUGCCAGCUGAGUUAACAUGGCUUGUUGGACUCAGCUCAGGUUGUUGCUUUGGAAGAAUAUCACUUACCGAAGAAGACAAACAUGUCAACUGCUGCUGGAAGUGACCUGGCCUUUGUUUAUCUUCUUCAUUCUGAUCUCUGUUCGGUUGAGCUACCCACCCUAUGAGCAACAUGAAUGCCACUUUCCGAACAAAGCCAUGCCCUCUGCAGGGACACUGCCUUGGAUUCAGGGGAUUAUCUGUAAUGCCAACAACCCCUGUUUCCGUUAUCCUACUCCUGGUGAGGCUCCUGGGGUUGUUGGAAACUUUAACAAAUCCAUUGUGUCCCGCCUCUUUUCUGAUGCUCAGCGGCUCCUUUUGUAUAGCCAGAGAGACACCAGCAUAAAGGACAUCCACAAAGUUCUUCGAACGCUAAAGCGGAUUGAGAGUUCCAGCUCAAAACUGAAACUUCAGGAUUUUCUUCGGGACAAUGAAACCUUCUCUGGAUUUCUGAAUCACAACCUCUCUCUGCCAACGCCUACUGUGGACAGACUGCUGGGCACUCAUGUCAGUCUUCGCAAGGUGUUUUUGCAUGGUUACAAGUUACAUUUGACCAAUCUUUGCAAUGGAUCCAAAUUAGAAGAGGUGAUUCAGCUUGGCGAACAGGAGGCAUCCAGACUUUGUGUCCUGCCUCAGGAAAAACUGGAUGCAGCAGAGAAAGUCCUUCAUUCCAACAUGGAUAUCCUGAAGCCAAUUGUGACAGAACUGAAUUCCACAUCUUUCUUCCCCAACAAGGAGCUGGCUGAAGCCACCCAGACAUUGUUGGAUAGUCUUGGAACUCUCGCCCAAGAGAUAUUCAGCAUGCGGAGCUGGAGUGACAUGCGCCAGGAAGUAAUGUUUCUGACCGAUGUGAACAUAUCCAGGACCUCUACCGAGAUAUACCAGGCCGUAUCCCGCAUUGUCUGUGGCCACCCCGAAGGGGGCGGUCUGAAGAUCAAGUCACUCAAUUGGUAUGAGGACAACAACUACAAAGCCCUCUUUGGAGUCAAUAGCACAGAGGAAGAGGCUGGCGCCUUCUAUGACAACACCACUACUCCUUAUUGCAAUGAUUUGAUGAAGAACUUGGAGUCCAGUCCUCUUUCUCGGAUCAUCUGGAAAGCUCUUAAGCCUCUGCUUGUUGGGAAAAUUUUGUAUACACCUGACACUCUGGCCACAAGGCAGGUGAUGGCUGAGGUGAACAAGACUUUUCAGGAACUGGCCGUGUUUCAUGAUGUGGAAGGCAUGUGGGAAGAACUUAGUCCCAAGAUUUGGGCCUUCAUGGAAAGCAGCUCAGAAAUGGACCUAGUACGGACUCUGUUGCACAGCAAAGGCAACGAACACUUCUGGGAACAGCAGUUGGAUGGCUUAGAUUGGACAGCCAAGGACAUCAUGACAUUUCUGGCCAAGCAUCCAGAGGAUGUCCAGUCCAUUAAUGGCUCUGUGUACACCUGGAGAGAAGCUUUCAAUGAGACUAACCGGGCCAUUCAGACCAUAUCUCACUUCAUGGAGUGUGUCAAUCUGAACAAGCUUGAAGCAACGGCGACAGAGGCUCAACUCAUCGAUAAGUCCAUGAAGCUGCUGGAUGAGAGGAAGUUCUGGGCUGGUAUCGUGUUCACCGGAAUUGCUCCUGGCAGUGCUGAACUGCCCCAUCAUGUCAAAUACAAGAUCCGAAUGGACAUUGACAAUGUGGAGAGGACAAAUAAGAUCAAAGAUGCGUACUGGGACCCUGGUCCUCGAGCUGACCCCUUUGAAGAUAUGCGGUAUGUCUGGGGCGGCUUUGCAUACUUGCAGGAUAUAGUGGAACAGGCAAUCAUCAGGGUUGUCACUGGCACUGAGAAGAAAACAGGAGUCUAUCUGCAGCAGAUGCCUUACCCUUGCUAUGUUGAUGAUAUCUUCCUGAGGGUGGUGAGCCGGUCAAUGCCCCUCUUCAUGACCCUGGCCUGGAUUUACUCUGUGGCUGUGAUCAUCAAGGGCAUUGUCUAUGAGAAAGAGAUGCGGCUGAAGGAGACCAUGCGCAUCAUGGGCCUGAACAAUGGCACCCUAUGGUUUAGUUGGUUCAUCACCAGCCUCAUCCCCCUGCUUCUGAGCGCCUGCUUAUUGAUCAUCAUCUUGAAAUUUGGGAACCUGCUGCCCUACAGUGACCCCAGUGUGGUGUUCAUCUUCCUGCUUGUGUUUGCUGUGGUGACCAUCAUGCAGUGCUUCUUCAUCAGCACCUUCUUCUCCAGAACCAACCUGUCGGCUGCAUGUGGGGGCAUCAUUUACUUCACAAUGUACCUGCCCUACGUCCUGUGCUCGGCAUGGCAAGAACAAGUGGGCUUCGUGCUCAAAAUCUUUGCGAGCUUGCUGUCCCCUGUGGCUUUCGGGUUUGGCUGCGAGUACUUUGCCCUUCUUGAGGAGCAGGGCAUUGGAGUGCAGUGGGACAACCUCUUUGAGAGCCCUCUGGAGGAAGAUGGCUUCAGCCUCACCACCUCGCUCACCAUGAUGCUAUUUGACACCUUCCUCUAUGGGGUGCUGACUUGGUACAUCGAGGCUGUCUUUCCAGGCCAGUUUGGAAUGCCCAGGCCCUGGUAUUUUCCUUUCACCAAGUCUUACUGGUUUGGAGAGGAAUAUGAUGAGAAGAGCCCCCCUGGAUACAGCCAGAAGGGAGUAGUGGAAAUUUGCAUGGAGGAAGAGCCUACACACCUGAAGCUGGGUGUAUCCAUUCAGAAUCUGAUCAAGGUUUAUCGGGAUGGCAUGAAGGUGGCUGUGGAUGGUCUGGCCCUGAACUUUUAUGAGGGACAGAUCACCUCCUUUUUAGGACACAAUGGAGCCGGAAAGACUACAACCAUGUCAAUCCUGACUGGGUUGUUUCCACCCACCUCGGGCACUGCCUACAUCCUGGGGAAGGACAUUCGCUCAGAGAUGAACAUCAUUCGGCAGAACCUGGGUGUCUGUCCCCAACACAAUGUGCUGUUUGACAUGCUGACUGUUGAGGAGCAUAUCUGGUUCUAUGCCCGCCUAAAAGGACUCUCAGAGAAUCAGGUGAAAGCAGAGAUGAAACAGAUGCUCCUGGAUGUGGGUUUGCCCCUCAGCAAACUGAAAAGCAAAACAAGCCAGUUGUCAGGUGGAAUGCAGAGGAAACUGUCUGUUGCUUUGGCCUUUGUGGGAGGGUCCAAAGUUGUCAUUCUGGAUGAACCCACAGCUGGUGUGGACCCUUACUCCCGUAGGGGGAUAUGGGAGCUGUUGCUUAAGUUACGGCAAGAUCGCACCAUCAUUCUGUCUACCCACCAUAUGGAUGAAGCAGACAUCCUGGGGGACCGGAUUGCCAUCAUAUCCCAUGGGAAACUGUGCUGUGUGGGCUCCUCCUUGUUUCUUAAGAACCAGUUGGGGACAGGCUACUACUUGACCUUGGUCAAAAAAGAUGUGGAUUCUUCCCUCAGCUCCUGCAGAAAUAGUAGCAGUACUGUGUCGUACUUGAAAAAGGAGGACAGUGUUUCUCAGAGCAGUUCUGAUGCUGGCCUGGGCAGCGACCAUGAAAGUGACACGCUGACCAUCGAUGUCUCUGCUAUCUCCAACCUCAUCAAGAAGCAUGUGGCUGAGGCUCGGCUGGUGGAAGACAUUGGACAUGAACUGACCUACAAUUUACCCUAUGAAGCUGCCAAAGAGGGGGCAUUUGUGGAACUCUUCCAUGAGCUUGAUGAUCGGCUUUCUGACUUGGGCAUCUCGAGUUAUGGCAUCUCAGAGACCACCCUAGAAGAAAUAUUUCUCAAAGUGGCUGAAGAUAGUGGAGUGGAUGCAGAGACCUCAGAUGGAACCUUGCCAGCAAGACGAAACAGACGGGCCUUUGGGGACAAACAGAGCUGUCUUCGCCCAUUCACUGAAGAUGAUGUGAUAGAUCCAAAUGAUUCUGACAUAGACCCAGAAUCCAGAGAAACAGACCUACUCAGUGGAAUGGAUGGCAAAGGCUCUUACCAGGUGAAGGGCUGGAAACUCACACAGCAGCAAUUUGUGGCCCUUUUGUGGAAGAGGCUGCUGAUCGCCAGACGAAGCCGGAAGGGAUUCUUUGCUCAGAUUGUCCUGCCAGCUGUGUUUGUCUGCAUUGCCUUGGUUUUCAGCUUGAUUGUGCCACCCUUUGGCAAGUACCCCAGCCUGGAACUUCAGCCCUGGAUGUACAAUGAACAGUACACAUUUUUCAGUAAUGAUGCUCCUGAAGACAUGGCCACCCAGGAACUCUUGAAUGCUCUCACCAAAUACCCUGGCUUUGGGACUCGGUGUAUGGAUGGAGACCCAAUCCCAGACACGCCCUGUUUAGUGGAAGAGGAGGAGUGGACCACUGCCUCAAUUCCCCAGACCAUCAUGGACCUUUUCCAAAGUGGAAACUGGAGUAUGGACAACCCUUCUCCUGCCUGCCAGUGUAGCAGUGAUAAAAGCAAGAAGAUGCUGCCUGUGUGUCCUCUGGGUGCUGGGGGGAUGCCUCCUCCACAGAGAAGACAAAACACUUCGGACAUCCUUCAGAACCUUUCUGGGAGAAACAUUUCGGAUUAUCUGGUGAAGACCUAUGUGCAGAUCAUAGCCAAAAGCUUAAAGUACAAGAUUUGGGUGAAUGAAUUUAGGUAUGGAGGAUUUUCUCUGGGUGCCAGUAAUUCCCAAUUAUUUCCUGCAAGUCAAGAAGUUAAUGAUGCCAUCAAGCAAAUGAAGAAACACUUAAAGGUGGUCAAGGACAGUUCGGCGGAUCGAUUUCUUAGCAGCUUGGGAAGGUUCAUGACAGGACUGGACACGAAAAAUAAUGUCAAGGUGUGGUUUAAUAACAAGGGCUGGCAUGCCAUCAGCUCUUUCUUGAAUGUCAUCAACAAUGCAAUACUCAGGGCCAACCUGCAGAAGGGAGAGAAGCCUGACCAAUAUGGGAUCACUGCUUUCAACCACCCGCUGAACCUCACCAAGCAACAACUCUCUGAGGUGGCUCUGAUGACCACAUCAGUGGAUGUCCUUGUGUCCAUCUGUGUCAUCUUUGCGAUGUCCUUUGUCCCAGCCAGCUUCGUUAUAUUCCUGAUCGAGGAGCGAGUCACCAAAGCAAAGCACCUGCAGUUCAUCAGUGGAGUGAAGCCUGUCCUUUAUUGGCUUUCUAAUUUUGUCUGGGAUAUGUGCAACUAUGUGGUCCCUGCCACACUGGUCAUUAUCAUCUUCAUCUGCUUCCAGCAAAAAUCCUAUGUGUCCUCCACUAAUCUGCCUGUGUUAGCCCUGCUCCUUCUGCUGUAUGGGUGGUCGAUCACACCCCUCAUGUACCCUGCUUCCUUCGUGUUCAAGAUCCCCAGCACUGCCUAUGUGGUCCUUACUAGUGUGAACCUCUUCAUUGGUAUCAAUGGCAGUGUGGCUACUUUUGUGCUGGAGCUCUUCACCAACAAUAAGCUGAAUAAUAUCAAUGAUAUCCUGAAGUCUGUGUUCUUGAUCUUCCCACACUUCUGUUUGGGACGGGGGCUCAUUGACAUGGUGAAGAAUCAGGCAAUGGCUGAUGCCUUGGAAAGGUUUGGAGAGAAUCGUUUUAUCUCGCCAUUGUCUUGGGACUUGGUGGGUCGAAACCUUUUUGCCAUGGCUGUGGAAGGGGUUGUUUUCUUCCUGAUCACUGUUCUCAUCCAGUACAGAUUCUUCAUUAGGCCUAGAUCUGUAAAUGCAAAGCUUCUUCCUCUGAAUGAUGAGGAUGAAGAUGUCAGGCGGGAAAGACAGAGAAUUCUUGAUGGUGGUGGACAGAAUGACAUCUUGGAAAUCAAGGAGCUGACUAAGAUAUAUAGAAGGAAGAGGAAGCCUGCUGUUGAUAGAAUUUGUGUUGGCAUUCCUCCUGGCGAGUGUUUUGGGCUUCUGGGAGUUAAUGGGGCUGGUAAAUCAUCAACUUUCAAGAUGUUAACUGGAGAUACUUCUGUUACAAGAGGAGAUGCUUUACUCAACAAAAACAGUAUCUUAUCAAACAUCCGUGAAGCAUAUCAGAACAUGGGAUAUUGCCCUCAAUUUGAUGCCAUCACAGAGCUGCUAACUGGGAGAGAACACGUAGAGUUCUUUGCCCUUUUGAGAGGAGUCCCUGAGAAGGAAGUUGGCAAGGUUGGUGAGUGGGCAAUUCGAAAACUGGGCCUUAUGAAAUAUGGAGAAAAAUAUGCUGGUAACUAUAGUGGAGGCAACAAACGGAAGCUAUCCACAGCCAUAGCUUUGAUCGGCGGGCCGCCUGUGGUGUUUCUGGAUGAACCCACUACAGGCAUGGAUCCCAAGGCUCGGAGGUUCCUGUGGAAUUGUGCCCUAAGCGUGGUCAAGGAGGGAAGAUCAGUGGUGCUCACAUCUCAUAGUAUGGAAGAAUGUGAAGCUCUUUGUACUCGGAUGGCAAUUAUGGUCAAUGGGAGAUUUAGGUGCCUUGGCAGUGUUCAGCAUCUAAAAAAUAGGUUUGGAGAAGGCUAUACAAUAAUUGUACGAAUAGCUGGGUCCAACCCUGACCUGAAGCCUGUCCAGGAUUUCUUUGGACUUGCUUUUCCAGGAAGCAUCUUAAAGGAGAAGCAUCGGAACAUGCUCCAGUAUCAGCUUCCAUCCUCAUUAUCCUCCUUGGCUAGGAUUUUCAGCAUCCUUUCCCAGAGUAAAGAGCAAUUGCAUAUAGAAGAUUACUCUGUUUCUCAGACAACACUUGAUCAAGUAUUUGUAAACUUUGCCAAGGACCAAAGUGAUGAUGACCAUUUAAAGGACCUGUCAUUACACAAAAACCAGACUGUUGUGGAUGUUGCAGUACUGACAUCUUUUCUACAAGAUGAGAAAGUGAAAGAAAGUUAUGUAUGAAUAAUCUUGCUCAUACAAAUGGCUGAAAGAAAGAAGGAACUUGAACUACCUUUGUGCCAUGAGAAGUGUUCCAAAGGAAAGAGCUGGAAGUUUUUUGUGUGAAGAAGUAAACUGGAAACUAUACUGAUAACUAUUCAAUGCAAUGCAAUGCAAUUCAAUGCAAUCAAAACAAAUUCCAUUACAGGGGCAGUGCCUUUGUAGCCUAUGUCUUGUAUGGCUCUCGGUAAAAAAAGACUUGAAUUUAUUACCUUGUACCUACGUGAAACUCUGGUAUAGAACCUGGUGGAACCUUUGAGUUUGAAAAAGUACUUCAUUUUUUCUGUGUUCUCAUGGGGGUUGCAACAAAUUGCAAAGUAGUCAUGGUCAGUGGUGAUCAAAUUCAGAAGGUUUGCACAGCCUCAUUCAUUAAUCUGAGAGAGUGGCUUCCCAUGACAACACCUAUGGCUGGCAAGACGGCAUCAGUCAUUGGUGCCAAGUUGCUCAGAAAAACCUAAGGAUUCUGGUGUAUCAUGUAGACUUUUGUGAAAGCCGCUCUGCCCAGUUUAUCAAUGUCAUCCAAUAUCAGGUGACAAAAUGGUGCCAUGUGGGGAUAAAUCCUACUUUCAUCCCCUCUUUGUAGAGCUGCUGUGGUAGUUGGUAAUGUGCAAAGAUGUAGGAGCCUCGACAAGUAUGACUUUGGGGAACUGUGGGCUUCAGAAUAGAAUUACCUUUAAGAUUCCUAUAAAGUCGUUCUUUAAAGAUCCUUAGAUCCUGUGGGAAAUGCAAGGAACCAGCAGCUAACAUUGUGGGGACUUCAUGCUGCUGAGAUCAGAAGAGAGGACCGAAGAGAUUCUGUGUUCAAACCUAGGGAGGCUUGUGUCCAUUUGUCCUGUCUACUAACAUGCUAUACUGCAUCUCAAGUUCUUGUUUGACACAAACGUAGUAUUAUUUCUCGCCUUUUUAUUUUUAGUUAAUCUAGAAUAUGCAAAGAAGUUGUAUUUUGACAAAGAGCUUUUGUACUUUUAAUGCUGUUUGAGAUUUUAAGGUCUGUCAGUGAUUUGUGAAACCUUAGAAUAGCUUCUUGUGCACCCCAUGACAUGGAGGAGUAUGAGUGACUGGCCUCACUAGCUUUAUUUUCUUAUCUAAGUGUGCAGAUGGUUCAUCUAAAUAGGCACCAGAAAACAAUGUGAUCUUCAAGUUGUAACGACAUUAUAUUUGAGUUUUAAACAAUUUUAAGUACUCAAUCUUCCUUCAUUAAUCAAG
Suncus etruscus (white-toothed pygmy shrew) is the source of this 8106-nucleotide messenger RNA. It is a transcript of the gene ABCA1, whose product is annotated as ATP binding cassette subfamily A member 1. Gene Ontology annotation, biological process: lipid transport; transmembrane transport. The transcript has 49 exons. Bases 79 to 6864 code for a protein of 2261 amino acids. The record is from RefSeq and is a predicted model, not a curated record. Gene Ontology annotation, cellular component: membrane; intracellular membrane-bounded organelle. Gene Ontology annotation, molecular function: lipid carrier activity; ABC-type transporter activity; ATP binding. Lineage: Eukaryota; Metazoa; Chordata; Mammalia; Eulipotyphla; Soricidae.